GUUGCCAGCAUACGUCAUGGCGGCUAGACGCCUCAUCGGUGCUACCCGGAGCUGGGCCGGCUGGCGGGCCUGGGAGCUUCCGGACCCCGCGGGUUUUGUAAGACUACAUGUACGCGAUUAUGCCAAGAGACCGGUUUUUAAGGGGGGCAAAGGCGGCAAAGGUGCUGCGGUGGGAGAGACCCUGAAGGACCCCGAGGUGUGUACAGACCCAGUCCAGCUCACCACGCACGCCAUGGGUGUCAACAUCUACAAGGAGGGCCAGGAUGUGGUCCUGAAGCCGGAUUCUGAGUACCCCGAGUGGCUGUUCCAGAUGAAUGUGGGCCCCCCCAAGAAGCUGGAGGAGCUGGACCCGGAGACCCGGGAGUACUGGCGGCUGCUCCGGAAACACAACAUCUGGCGCCACAACCGGCUGAGCAAGAACCAGAAGUUCUAGCGGGGGAGGGCCAGAGCUCUCUAAAAGGACCCUGACCCUCCAAGGACCUGGAGGAGAUAGGACAGACUGGGGGCUGGAGGGGAGUUGGUACUUCCCCCAGCCUGCCUCCAGGACUUUUUAUAUUCUGGAGAAACAGACAUCUCUGAGAACGAAGAGAAUUGCCCCCACAGUGAGACUGAAUCAGGGGCCUGGGGGCCAAUAAAGCCUUCUGGGGGCAAUUGUCGGCAGGUCCCGGAAGCC
This is a messenger RNA of Budorcas taxicolor (takin), 673 nucleotides long. RefSeq names its product mitochondrial ribosomal protein L54 (gene MRPL54). Gene Ontology annotation, molecular function: structural constituent of ribosome. Gene Ontology annotation, cellular component: mitochondrial large ribosomal subunit. The record is from RefSeq and is a predicted model, not a curated record. NCBI's taxonomy places the organism in Eukaryota, Metazoa, Chordata, Mammalia, Artiodactyla, Bovidae. The transcript has 3 exons. Bases 17 to 433 code for a protein of 138 amino acids.